UGUAAAUGUGAGGCGUUUCCUUAACGACCAACUUACGAACAUCCUCGGCGAAUUCUUCGCCUUUCAUAAGACGCCUGAAUUCAAGCCAAGCUCGGCCACUAUGCAGGAGCUGAACAGGGCUGUUAAAGAAGAAAAAGACAACCACACUCUCAAGACGCGUACAUCUCGACAAAGUUUUCCAUGA
This is a messenger RNA of Angiostrongylus costaricensis, 184 nucleotides long. Lineage: Eukaryota; Metazoa; Nematoda; Chromadorea; Rhabditida; Metastrongylidae. The record is from the annotation of a GenBank genome assembly.